AACCUACCCACAAGAAUGUGAAAGUGUGAGGCAAAAAGCUUGUGAGACACAGGAGUCUUUCUUCCACUCUAGGCCUCGUCAUAGCAAAAGGAAGGCACAAGACUUAAGUGUUCAGGUGAAGUUGUGAAUCAAAGAUAAACUGUGCAUGGCAUCAGCAUCAGGCAGGAUCUAAAACGGCUUGUGUGGCAUGAGGGGAAACAUCUGGACUUUGUGUGUACAACAAUGACAAACGAUUAGAACAUGGGCCCAUGAUUUUAAUCCACCAAAGCAAAAAAAGUUUGGCCUUCUUUAACCUCUUGGAGAGUCAAUGCAGAAGGGACUAAGCUGCAGGUGGAAGCUUGAUUCUGUUUCUGUUCAUUGUACAGAAAAAAUAUAUCUACUGUCAAGGAUCUUCUAUGAUUUCGAAGACAGAUGUCAUAUAACAAUGCUUUGGUAUUCAUGAGAGCAAGCAACAAAUGUAAGUUUGAUUUGUGUUGGAUUUAGAGCUCAGCAGCACUAAUUCCACUUCUUGCCAUCCCUCAGCCCAUAAUGCUGAUAUGAACUAAGUAGAACGGCAUAAAAAUUCAGACGAGUCGAGUAAACCUCUGGCCAUUUAAUGCAAAGAAAAUUUCCUGUUUGAUCUGCAUAUGAGCUCCUUUUGAACCAUGAAGCAACAGAUCACAGAAUUCUUUAAUAAUUUGUGGACGCUUUUGAUCACCAAGCAAAAUGAGGGAAUUUACAACACAGUGUGUGUUGCUGUGCUUCUUAUGCUUCCUCUACUUGUUUUCAUCACAUCUCUGGUUGUUUGCUGUCACUGCUGCUCGUCUUUUUGCAAAAGGUGUGACUGUUGCUGUUGUAGAGAUACUGCUACACUGAAAGGGACACAGGAUGAAAGAAAAAAGAAAAAGAAGAAGAAUGGUGGACAGACUGAAGAGGACUUAUGGAUUUCAGUCAAAUCUGACCCCAUGACUCCAGACAGAAUGACCAUUGUGUAGUUGGAUAAUGAUCUUUUUCAAAGUACGGGUUGCAUAUUUAUACAUGCCUAGCUCAUAUAAUUUAUAUGAUAUAAUAGUAUAUAAAGCCAGCUGGAUGCAUUAUAAUAUUGAAGACAGUUCUCUACUUGUUCAAGAGAUGAGCUGCAAAUUAUUAUAAGUUUAAUCAUCCUCACUAGGAACUACUAAACAUUAAGAAUAAAUUUACAUAAAUUUAUAAAUUUAUGAAAUAAAUUUUUUUUGUUUAUUAAAUAAACAACAAUGAAACUCUUUUCAUGACCCUAAACCUUGCUGCAAAUUGAUUGUGCAAUAGAGGCAGACUUCCUUUUCUUGUUUCUAACAAUGCUGACAGAGCAAAGAGGAAGAAGCUUCCUGAGCAUUCAAGUAAGGCAAUUAUGUUACGCAAUAACUUCUGUAAAAAUUAAAUAUGCUGUAUUCCUUUUCAUCCACUGUUAAAGAAAUAAAAAGAUUUUUUUAUUUUAUUAGAAUAUUUUUUGCUCUGCCAAUCAGUGUAGCCCUUGAUUUGUGAUAUAACUUGCCUUCUAAUGCAACAGUCUGAGAGUUGAAGACAAGACACAUAAACUCUUGCAGAGAAGGUAGGUUUUGAACUCAUGGGCUUAACUGAGAGUAAACUAUUGAAUUAGCAAGAGGACGUUAAUUUCAAUUUUGUGUGUGAUUAUGAGUUUACUUUUGCAGGAUGUUUUUUUUAUUAUAUAUUUUGUUGCUGUACGCAAAUGUUGACAAUCUGGUGUCUUGGGUAUAACCUAAUUAGAAUAAAGGUACUGUAUUUUUCCA
Messenger RNA from Silurus meridionalis, 1766 nucleotides. RefSeq lists its product as uncharacterized. Lineage: Eukaryota; Metazoa; Chordata; Actinopteri; Siluriformes; Siluridae. The record is from RefSeq and is a predicted model, not a curated record. The coding region runs from base 645 to 974 and encodes 109 amino acids. The transcript has 2 exons.